CUGACAACGAAUAACCAGAGGCAGGGCUGAAAUCUGCCGUUUACGUCUCUGAUUUCUUACAACAAAGCCGGCUCGAGAAAUUAUGGAGGAGAUACCUCUGGUUUAUCCCAGUCACGCGGAAACACCGCGGCGCUAUGUCAUAGAUAUUGACCAGAGGCGACUGAAGCUAGCGGAUUGCGAUCUUUCUUUGGGCCAGCAUCAGCAACAGCUUUUUGCAUCCAUCGGCUCGAACAACGUGCCAGCGUAUCUGGAACCUGUCGACGAGGCUCUAUCGGGGGCGGCCAGUAUCUCAAGCGUGACUCUGGGAGGACAAGAAUUACUAGUCACAACAAGUGCUUUGRUCGAAACGCCCAAAAUAGUCAGCGUAGCUCUGUCGUGGAAGAAGCACAAGGAAGAUGUAUUGGAUUCUCCAGCUAUUAUUGAGCUAGAUACGAAAGACUUGCAAGUGGUAGCGAUCCGUGCCUUUGCUGCAGAGAAUUCUGACGCUGGAAUUAGCCUGGUUCUUGUAGGUUGCCGGGGAACCAUUGUUGCUAUAACAUUGGACGGCAAUCUCUUUGUAGACACGGAUAGCCAGUUGACAGUAUUGAAUCGGGAAGACUACAUCCCAGCUUCAUUGCUCGAGCAAGUAAGUCCUUCGAAUCUGCAAGGAAAUAUGAUAGCUUUCUUACCUUCAAAAAACCACCAAAUCGUCAUGGCAUUGGCUCCUUUGAUACUGACCAUCGAUUGGAAGGUGACUGGAAGCAUCUCUGUUUGGAGCGAAACACAAUGCAAAGAGGACAUGGCGGCACGUGCGGCUCCAUUCACUGGCAUGAUUACCAAUCUUCCCAGUUUGAUUCUCGGCAAGAUAGACGCAGACGUAGUGGACAUGGCUCCAACUGCUGCGUUGUGCGUUUCCUCAAAUCCGAUUCAUUCCGGARACGAGGAUUCUACAGAAGUCCUUGUUUUCUCUUURCAUUCCGAUGCGAGCAUCCGCAAGUGGAAGAUCGACCCAGAGAGCUCCUUGUCACCCAUCGCGGUCACCACCUURGAAUCCAAGAAACUCGCGCUUCCGUCUACGUGGAGCGCUGGAGUGAAGUCAGUCGCCCUCUGCGCCAGACUUUACGAACAGACUUUCGCCCUCGCUGUUCAUAUCAAGACAAAUACUAUCUCAGCCUACAACGAGGGGAAAUCGGACUGUAAUAUUUGGGUAUUUGAAGGUAACGAAAAGAAUGAAGCUUCGCUCUAUUGCCAUGUCAUGACGAUUCCUAAUGACGCUGUAUCAUUAGUAGGGAUGUCUUUCUCGCCUUCCCAGCGUCGCUGUACUCUUUCGGUCGUCUAUGAAGCUGUGAAAGCUAGCAAUGUUAGACGUAACAGAGACUCGGUAGCAAGUGGAAUUAAGGUCAUUAACUAUCCACCCAGUCUCUUGUCUAUUGUGAGCUCCGAGCCAGAAGAGAUCGAUACGUCAGAUUUAGACAAAAUCGCUACAAAGGAACUCGCGAGAAUCCGAUCCCUCCUCUACGGAUCGAUUGUAUUGAGAGAAAUCGAAGAAGAGGACGAGGAAGCAUUUGAUGCAGACGAACCGUUUAGCGUUGACCAGGCCCUGAAUAGACUCGAUUCAUUAUACAUGAAACAUCUUUUUCGCCCUAUUUUUCCGCGGGGAAAUGGAACAGUUUUGGCACCAUCCGAAAGUUGUAUCCGUCGAGCAUUGUCGAAACUCGUUCAUGGCGCUAUGAAAGAACACGGAAUGAGUGUGGAACUGGAAACUAUAAGAACUUUACACGAAUGGCGAAACAGGGACAAACGCAAGUCCGCGAUGGGAUCUCCUUCAAAACUAAACCGAAAUAUGCUCACGCCUGACAAGCAAAUGACAAAAACAACACCACGGAAUAAAGCAGUCGAAACAAAGCUCUCGGUGUACGAGUCUUUCGUUGCACCAGACGAUGAUGUCAACGGGGUAGACAUGAUGAUUCAGGAUGAAUACGACGAACUCGAAGAAUUCGAGGAAGAAAUGAUUUCCGAAGUUGAGGCACACGAAAGCAGAUGGCAGCGCCUUCUCUUCGAAGUUUGGGAAGAAGAGCAAACUCUACGCAGCCCGCAAUGCGUAUCUUGGUUGACAUCACUUCCAGUCCAGGUUUUAGUUCGCGGCAAUAUCACAACAGUUCUGACAAGCAACGCCCGCCCUAGAACAACAAAUAAGGAAUCAUGGAUAAAAUCCUUGGACGACGCAUCGAGAAAUGCUCUCGAGCUUAUAGAAGGCGACCAUGAAAAGUCUAAAAACUUGUACCAAAUCGAAGAGGAGUUGACCUUUAUCAUAGCCAACGCCCAACUUGCGACUUCCCCACACACCGCAAUCACAGAAGGUCUCACGUCGUUAGGUCGCUGGGCCCGUUUGCAGGGGAAUAGCUCUGACGAUGGGAGACUGAGGAAAAUUCUCAGUCAAGUUCCUAUGAAGGAUUUAGUUGACUGGGUCGAAGGUAGACCAAGCGAUCUAGAAAUCUUCAACUAUGAACCACGACAAGCCAACGUACAAAGUGAUGUGAACUGGAGCGGUCAACAAGUAGCAAAAGUUCAGUUGCGUCAUGCCUCUUGUAGUUGCGCGAUACGAGCAACUGAUUUCAUUCGUCGCUCGAGACUCGGAAAAUGCAUACUUCUCCUCGAGUUGGCAGCUGGCAGUCAAGUGAUCUCUUCUGCCUUUCGAGCCUACGUACAAAGUAUUGCGAUUUUGUGGACUUCAGCUCAAAGGAUCAGGACCGAUACCGCAUUUCGAACUAGCACUGGAAACAAGAUGCGGGGUAGGAAAAUACGUUUCGACGACAGUCCUCGUCAUGGUUCACCCCCAAGCAAGCGUUCAAGUUUUGGGGACAGCACAUCAAGUAUUCUGAUGCCAUCAAGCUCUUCAAUGUCAACUACUUUGGACGUCGUGAUGAUCAGGAUCUCACAAGAGAUGGUAGGAUCUUUUGAUGUAGAACAUUCUCCUUGCUCCGCGAUAAUUAUGUUGAGCGGGUCGUUUGUUGAUCUUAUAUUUGCAUCGAAGAAGAAAAGAAUCGACGGUGCACGUAGAUUCAUGCCCGAAUUAUGCGUCCUCCCAGUUCCCUAUGACAGAGAGCGACCGACAGAGCACCCUGAUCUAGCACUGCGACUCUUAGCGCCAUUUGUUGCCUUUCAGAUCUCUGACGACUCGCCUGAAUCAGUUGCGGCAAGGAAAGAAGAAUUAUCUUCAUGUUUAUUGCACGCUGCGCUUUCAAAAUCGUUUUCACCGAGUCAAAAGUCUGCAAUGAGAGAGAUGGCGUGCGAUUUACUUGUUCCGAAGCACCAGGAAAAUUACAAUCCGGUUCAAAAAGAUUACACUAGAGAAGGGCUCAUUGCCAUCAAAUCUAUACAGACUAACAGAAUCGCAGGUUCUGUUGAAGAUUUAAGGAGUCUCAUGCAUAGCAUACUACCGAAUGCUACUUCCCUCGACAUAAUUCGUUUGUGUGAACUCGCAACAGCGAAAGACCUGUUCAGCUCAUACACAUCGGUUUCUGAUGACAUCUUGGACGAUACGAYUCGUUCACACGCAGUGCAGAUUGCAAAAAUUAUGCUUCGUCUUUCACAACUCCUUCACCGGCUAAGUAUUCUUGAAAGAUACGUCACUAGAAGCGAGAACACUGAUUUUGGAGAUGACUAUAACUCUGACAGUCUCUUGCAGAUUAUUUCGGAUGCAAUUGCUGAUAUGGAAGCUACCUUUCCCGAUGAUUUUCUGAAGAAGAUGCCAGAAUAUGUCAGUAUAUGGACGAGAAAAUUCAAUCAUGCAGUACGAGCGUGUCGCUGGAGUCAAGCAUACAAUGCAUGUGUCAAGAAUCCUCUAGAGGCUCAUCGGGAAAAUAAUUUCAAUCGUUUAGUUCGAGCAAUGGUCGACUCUGGGGCGCUAAAUGAGCUUUUAGAUAUGUGCACACAACUUGGAAUAAGGAGUUCCGAUCAAAUGGAUGACGAAGCUAAGGAAUCUGAAUCUAUUGAUUUAUACGAAAUUGCGUCUAGCGUCUUACUCACAUACGCUGAUUGCGAUGUCUAUGAUGCACGGGCUAAUUCAUCAUCCAAUACCAAUCUAUCAGAUUAUCAAGGCGCUCUUUAUGCGCUGCAUGCUUCGCAAGAGCAGUGGAGAAGAGCGGCGCAGUCUUUGGAUCUUCGAUAUGUCAAUGCAGAAAAGGCGCUCAGAAAAUCUAUCGGAAAAUCAGGAAUAAAUAUUCAGACUUCAGAAUUGCGGGAUGGCUUGAUUGUUCAAGACCUAGCUCUUUCUGCCUGUGGAUCUGCCAACGCUAUUCACCUGGUAAAAGAUCAAGAUUAUCGCUUCCUCGUCUCGGGUGAAUACGGAAAAUUUAGUGUGAUUCAGUCGGGCGGCGAUACCAUAGUCGACACCCCAAACAAACUGAAGCGCGUUAGAUCGAAGGAUGCAAAAAGUAAUGCAAAUGACGACGGGAGUACGGCCGAACGUCUCUCAAAGUUCAUGGUCAGUUCGCAUUUAGAUGGGAGAGCAAUACGAAGCUUAGCGCUGAGGACUCUUUUCUUUGACAGAUCAACAAGCUUUGAGUUUGCCAAAUCUGCAUUUCGCCGUGGUAAAGAAACCUGGCAAAUUGACAUCGAUGAACUUUUCAAAAAUGGUUACUAUCAAUAUGGACUUCUGCUUGCAAAGGCACAAAGUAAUACUCAUCGCAAUGGAACAGCAAAACUAGGGGGCAAUGACAUCUUUGGAGACUACUUAUCGCACUUGAUGCAAGAUUAUUUGGUUCCCUUAUCAUUCUCAGACGAUGAUGCGCCAAGACCGACCCUCCGACAACUGCAACUUGCAAUUGAUACCGCAUCAUCCAAUGAAAGCGGGGCAUCAUAUAUCGUUACUGAAAGAUUUAUGGAUUUGGCGAGUCUACAAAAGUCUGCUCUCAGGGCUUCUACUUUUGUCUUGCUUCAGAAGCUCACCAUGACUCACUCGACUGCCGAGACACCGUUUGGUCUUGGUGUUGCUUCCUCCUUUCUCGAUAUAGACAACAGCACAAAAUUACCAGUAUGGCUCGAAAGGCAAUUGCUAGGACUAGAUUCGGUGACGGUCGGAGGCGGGGCAUUCGCACCGCGGUCGAAGGCUGGCUGCUUGAAUUACUUAGGAGACCCUUCUGCUCUACUUCGACUGUACACUCGCAGGGGAAUGUUCGCUGAAGCCUGUGAUGUUGUAACCUUGGUUUUGGAAAAUAAUGACCGUGUAGCCAACCCGGCAUCAAGAUUGCCAGAGAAAGGAAACAUUGACUGCGUGCCUUAUCACUCUAUUGAUCUGCUUUGGAACCUGAUCGAAAUCGCGUGUUCCAAAGGCGUCUAUGACACUGACGAGCAGGAUUACAUUCUGACGGCACGGCAAGAUAUGGAAGAGGCCCUGAAGAAACAUUAUGAACUGAUGCAAGUCAGUGAAAUGGGACUGCGAAGUGCACGAAUUCUAAACGCGUAGACGACAACCAGAAUUCGAAACGAUAGCCGGGAAAAUUCCUUCGCGUGUCUUGUAGUCAACAGCAGGCAUUGCAGAAGCAUCGCACGGCCACCCGCGCAC
Pseudo-nitzschia multistriata is the source of this 5545-nucleotide messenger RNA. Lineage: Eukaryota; Bacillariophyta; Bacillariophyceae; Bacillariales; Bacillariaceae. The record is from the annotation of a GenBank genome assembly.